GCUCUUUAGGCUUAGCUCCUUUGUUAGUCAGUGGAUUCUUUUGGGAAUAUUGGCAUAAUUAUUUGAACAAGGCGCGGGGAAGAUUAUUGGCUCGUCGGGUAUCUCAUUUCGCUGGAAAGAGGCGCCAGGCAGCGUGCAUACAGUUGGCAGAAGACGGAUAAAAUACGCAAUCAGGAUGGAGUUAGUAAUAUUUACAGCAUCUUUCCACAUUCUCCUGAGUCCUGCCUGGGCCACGUCCCAUCACUCCUUCAUGGACCGCAUCUUCACAGCACCCUACUCAGACCUCAAGUUGCCAGAUGAGCCUGUGAAGUUCGACCGCUGUUGUCUGGUGUCUCCACCUCCCCCUCCGCUCUUCCCGCCACCGCCUCAACUCUGGAAGCCUGGAGAGCCUGAUGGCAGCAGCAUAUUCGCGCCGCCAGCAGUGUUUCGAGGGGAGGAGCAGCAAAAUCAACAUCCUGUGAUACCAGCGUGCUCAACUGGGCCCCCAGGACCGCCAGGACCACGUGGUCCGGAGGGUGACAGUGGAUUACCUGGCAUAAGAGGACCAAAAGGGGAAAAGGGAGAGAUUGGACGUCCAGGGUCAAAGGGUCGUACUGGAGCACCAGGCCUUCCAGGUAAACAAGGACUCCCAGGGUGGCCUGGCCCAGAGGGACCCAUGGGUGAAAAAGGAGACCCAGGACUCAUGGGAUUACCAGGACUGAGGGGACCACCGGGGAUGAAGGGUAUGCCUGGUCACAGAGGAGAGAAGGGUGAUGCCGGAAGUCCAGGAACACCAGGAUUAAAGGGUGAUAAAGGUUCCAUUGGUUUGCCUGGGAUGCUGGGUCAAAAGGGUGAACAAGGACCAAAGGGAGAGGCAGGGGUUCCUGGUAAGAGGGGACCCACAGGACGACCUGGGAAGAGAGGCAAACAGGGAGUCAAAGGCCACACUGGAGCCUCUGGACUCAUGGGACCCCCAGGAAUUCCGGGUCCAAAUGGCCCCCCUGGUCCACCUGGUCCAUCAGCCGCUGGUGUCUAUCUGGCAGGGGAAAAGGGCGAGAAGGGUCUUCCAGGCCCUCCUGGUCGUUGUGAGUGUGACACUUUUCUCGGAGCAAAUAAUGCUCCUUUUGGAAGCUACACAGAAGACGAGAGCCCCGAUAAAGUCCCUGCAAUAUUUGUGGUCAGCAAUGAAGAAGAACUAGACCGUCUCCACCUCCAUCAUGCAAUAGCAUUCAGGAAGGACCAGAGGGUGCUCUACUUCCGAGAUAAAGAUGGAUGGAAGCCCAUACAACCAUUUCAGCAGUUCCAGUCCACUGAGAAAGUUCCAGAUAGGGUGGGUGUGUGCGGGGACGGGAAGGUGCAGGCCCAGCACGGAGAAGAGUGCGAUGAUGGAAACCAAAUUGUCACUGAUUCUUGUCUGAACUGCAAAUGGGCCUACUGUGGAGAUGGUUAUCGACAUGAAGGCAUGGAGGAGUGCGACGGAAAAGACUUUGGCUAUCAGACGUGCAAAUCCUAUCUCCCGGGAUCCUUUGGUCAGCUGAGAUGCACCGAGUCCUGCCUCAUCGACUCCACCGGCUGCAAGUACUUCACCUGAACUCAACACACAGUGCAACUUGUCUUUCUAUCAUUCACGGGGGAUUCCAUGUCAGAUUCCCCUCCCCCCACAAAAAUGACUUGCUGGACUGAGAGAGCACGAAAAAGAGUGUUCUCUGAUCUGCUCUGUUGCUCUGUGCCAUGACAUGAAGUGUAGGAGUCAGCUUUUGGAUCAUUAUUUUGCUGGCCUCGGGGAUCUGCUCCUUGGUGGGGAAAUAAUUGUGUGAAGAGACCUGCUGACUGUUAUUGCAGACAUAAGCUGAACUUCUUUUAUAACAAGAGAAAGAAAAAUGCCUUUUUCCAUAGAGGCCUAUAUGGUAGUACACUGAAUGUUUUUAUUUAUUAGACAGCAUAUAUUUAUAAUGUGAAAUGCUGAUUAUUGCAUGUAAAUGUGUUUAACCAGAGUUGUACAUAUAGUAGACAAAGUGUUUUAAAAAUGAAUGUUUAGAGCAUAAAAUGAGCAAUAUAGUAGCAUGAUAAAA
Messenger RNA from Doryrhamphus excisus (bluestripe pipefish), 2051 nucleotides. RefSeq lists its product as uncharacterized. Gene Ontology annotation, biological process: extracellular matrix organization. Gene Ontology annotation, molecular function: extracellular matrix structural constituent conferring tensile strength. The record is from RefSeq and is a predicted model, not a curated record. Lineage: Eukaryota; Metazoa; Chordata; Actinopteri; Syngnathiformes; Syngnathidae.